This is a messenger RNA of Drosophila arizonae, 3192 nucleotides long. It is a transcript of the gene sals, whose product is annotated as sarcomere length short. Gene Ontology annotation, biological process: cytokinin biosynthetic process. The record is from RefSeq and is a predicted model, not a curated record. Gene Ontology annotation, molecular function: actin binding. Lineage: Eukaryota; Metazoa; Arthropoda; Insecta; Diptera; Drosophilidae.
UAAAAUUUAAAAAAAAAAAAAAAAAAACACGGCAAUUUAAGAAACAACUUUUGGACAAGUGUGAAGUGAGCCAAGUCUAGAGCCAGCCACGCCCUGAGCACCCCUCGCUCUGUGCUGGUGCUAAUGUGCAAAGUUUUGUGUUUUCAUCAACAACAACAACAACAACAAAUUUACAGAAAAUUAUUUAAAAAGUGUGUGCAAAUAGACGAACAACAAUAACAACAACAACCUCUGGAGAAUUAACAGAACGGAAAACAGUUGCUGGCCCCGCAAUGCCCUUCGUGACACCCCGUAGCACAACAACAAGCGCUGGCAGCGCAGCUGGCGCCGGCGCCGGUGCUGGCAGCAGCACUGGCCGCACCACAUUUCGCCCACCAUGGGUCAAAGAGGAUGCGGCAGCAGCCACAAAGCCGGCGACAACGCCUUGGGCCAAAAAGGCAGCUGCAGCUGCAUCCGCCAAGGAAAAUGGCGAGAAAGCAGCGCCAGCGUCAGCAACAUCAACAGCCAACAGCAAAGCAAAGGCAACACCAGCAUCUACAACCACAGCAACAGCAGCAGCAGCUAAGAAGACACCUGAGCCAGCGAAAAAGACACCUGAGCCGGCCAAGAAGGCAACCGUAGAGCCCGCAAAGAAGACCACAGCAGCAACGACAGCAGGGGCCAAAAAGCAAGCGGAGCCAGCGAAGAAAACCGUUGCCGAGCCGGUAAAGAAAUCAGCGCCGGAGCCGGUCAAGAAAGCGAAUCUGGUAACAAAGAAACCCUUGGGCAAGAAGAAGGAGCCCACACCGCCGCCCGAAAGCUCCUCAGAGGAGGAAGAAAGCGAAGAGGAGGAGGAGGAAACUGAAGAGGAAACUGAAACUGAAGAAGAGACCGAGGAGGAAGCAAGCGAAGACGAGGAAGAGGAWGACGACGAUGACGACGACGACGAUGACGACACCACGCUGGAUGCGACGGUGCCGGAGCACGUGAAGAAGGCCGCGCAGCUGCGCCCUACGCCGAUCAACAAGAAGCCGGAGGAAAGUGAGUUAACACAACGUUUCACCUUAGAGAAACCCAAAUUGCGCAGCGUUGUAGUCAAGCGUGACAAAUCGAUGAAGAAGGUGGCGCCCGAGGAUGACGACGAAGCUGUCGACGGCGAAACGGAGGAGGAGCGUGAGAGACGUUUGCGGUUCAAGCUGGAGAAACCGAAAUUGAGGCAUGUGAAGCGCGAGGAGAAGCCACUGCCCAGCAAGAGCACCGACAAUCUGCUAAAGAUCCGACCAGUUCUCAAAAAGGUACCCAAAGUUGAUGAAAUACUCAAAGAACCCAAAGAAGAACCCAAGCCCGAAUUCAAGACCAAAACCCUGAGGAAAGCGCCCUCAAUAAAGCGCGAACCGAGCAUCAAAAAUGUUCCAGCGCCACCGCCGCUGCCCUCGUUGGUGCCAAAGGCUCCACCACCGCCCCCGCCGCCAUUGGCGCCCGGCGAGAAGCGGGUGCUCAGCGAAACGCAAAAGCAAACGCUCGAGAAGCUCAAGUCACGACCACGCAGACGGCCCGACUGGUCCGAGAUGAUGAAGGAGGUGGAGAGCGGCAAGAAGCUGCGCCAUGUGGCAUGCAACGACAGAUCUCAGCCCAUAUUGACAUGCAAAUCGAUGACCAAAGUGGACGAUAAAUUCAUCUAUGAAACAGAGAAGGACAACUCGCACAACAARCUGCUCAAGCAAAUCCAGGGCGGCGUUCGRCUGAGGCCCACGCAGACAAACGAUCGCAGCAAGCCCAUAUUGGAGGGUCUGCGCAAGUUCGGACGCCAGAUGACCAUCGAGGAGCAGCUGCACAAGUCCCUGUCCAAGGUCAAUAUGCUGAGCGAGGCGCCCAGCAGCCAUGCGCUGAACAGUGCGAACAGUGGGUCGGCGAGUGGUGCGGGCAGCUCCAGGCCCAGCAUUGUCUUGACCAUGUCCAUCGAUGAGGAGAGUCCCGAUGAACUGGACGAUAUCGACAAGUUGCGUGACGAUUUGCAGAGCACCAAGCAGAUGCUGGCGCUGGAGCUGCGCAACCGUGAGGCGCAGGAACGUGAGAACAAGAAGCUCUUGGCCAAAAUACGUACGCUCGAGACGGAAUUGGAGCGUGAGAAGUCGCGCGAAAAGAAUCUCGAGUACGGCUCCAAUGUUAUUGUAGCCACCAUGGACCCCACGCCCACAUCCGAGCAGGCAUAUGUCAACUCACUGAAACGUGAGGUCGAGGACGCGCGCAAGGUGUCCAAGGAGGUGGAGAAGAACUAUCACGACACGGGCAAACUGCUAGUCGAGGCGAAAACAGAAAUCGAGGAACAAAAGCGACAGAUACAAUUGCUCGAGCGCAAAUUGGCAGCUGCUUUGCAGGGCGGCACAUUGGAUGGCUCGAGAAGACCGAGCGAUCCACUUUUCGGACGCGACAGCUCACCCGAACUGGAGCUGGAGUUGAGCGAGAGCGAUCCCGAUGAGCCGGAGGAGAAGAAGACAGAGCGACGCGAGCGACGAAUGGGCAAGGAGGUGAAGGUGCUGCGCAGCAAGCUAACCAAACUGAAGGUCAAGGAGGAGGCGGCCAAGAAGGAGAAGGAUGCACUGAAGCAAGCCAUGAAGAAGAAUCAUGUUAUACUCAAAGAGGAGAACAAAAAGUUCAAAAAACUGGAGAAAGAGGUGCAAAAGAUGGCCGCAUCGAUGAAGCUGGACGAGGACGAGAUCGAUGCCGAGGACAAAGAAGAAGAGGAGGCAGCCGAAGAGGAACAGGAGGAGGAAGAGGAAGAGUCCGAGGAGGAGUCAGAAGAAUCCGAAUCAGAGGAGAGCGAAGCAGAACCGGACAGCGAAUCCGAAGCAGAAGAUGCUCCCAAUUCCGCCAAGAAGAGCAACUUGGAGCCGCGCGUGAAGAAGCACGAGAGUCGCUUUGCGGCAAUGAAGAAAUGCAAUGUGCUGCUGCAGGCGAACGUGGAUAAUUUGCAGGAUCAAAUUUCACAGGUGCGCUCCAGGGCUACCAAUCUGCAAGAUGAACUGGAUGCGGUGAUUGCCGAUUUGGGUUUCUAGGCCCAUGAGUCACAAUAUGAAGAAGAUGAACAACAACAGCUGCAGCUCCCGAGUAAAAAAUGAAUCGAAUGUACAACGUGUUUGUUUACUGUUUGCGUAGUGUUCCUUUUUUCAAUGUAUUUAAAUAUAAUUAUAUUAUCGACAUAUGUAAGUUCAA